AUGUCGGCUGUCACCCAUUCCCUUACGGCAGACGACGCCAAGUUCCGGGACGACAAGCCCGAGGUUGAACAUCGCGAAGGUGAUGCGACCGACAGCUCGCCUGAACCGGCCUCCUUUCUCGACAUGGAGUAUGACAACGACGACCAGGAGCCCGAGCUCCAUGCUCGCACAUACGUGGCACUCGCCGCCUUGUUUGUCCUCAAUUAUGUCCAAGUUUUUGCCUUGAACGGCCCGCCGUCCGUGCUUAGCUACAUCGGUACAGACCUCAACGCUACUGCCCAGCAGCAGUGGGUCCCUAAUGCCCUCUCCCUCGUGCAGGCGGUUGGAGGUCCCGUAAUUGCUUUCGCUUCAGACACAUUCCAGGCUCGCAAGAUCAUUUUGAUUGUCUCUUGCUUGUUCUCCCUCGUCGGCGCCGCCAUUGCACCGGGAGCAAAGGACAUCUACCGCCUCAUUGUAAGCCAAAUCCUCAUCGGUAUUGGGUUUGCAGCUGCUCCCCUGGCAUUUGCCAUUCCCUCCGAGAUUUUGCCCCGCAAAUGGAGACCACUCGCCCAGUCGCUUGCAAACGUCGCUGGCAGUCUCGGCUCCUUGUGUGCGCCUCUGAUUACUGGUGCCUUGACCAAGAAGUCGGAACACAACGGCUGGAGGAACUUCUACUGGAUCCAAACGGCCAUGUGGGGUGCCACGGUGAUUUGCCUUUUGGUCGGCUAUCGCCCUCCGAAACGCCACUCGUUCCUCGACAACCUCACGAUGAAGCAAAAGAUUAGCCGCCUUGAUCUCCCUGGCAUGUUCCUCCUUACGUGUGCUCUCACACUGCUUCUGGCAGGUCUCAGUCUUGGCGGCAACCCCUGGCCUUGGGGCGAUUACCGCGUUUUGGUUCCACUCGUGCUUGGUAUUGUCUUCCUCGUUGUCUUUGCUGUCUACGAAUGGAAGGGUACCAGCACCGGUAUUCUCCACCACCAGCUGUUCAAGAGGCGCACUUUCGCCGUUUGCAUCGUUCUCAUCUUCAUCGAAGGAAUCCUUUUGUUCUCGGUGAUGAUCUUUUAUCCCCAGUUGACAACGAUCUUCACGACAGACCCAUUCAUUUCCAGUCUGCGCCAGAUGCCUUACUGGGUCGCGGCCAGUGUCUGCACUGUCAUUUAUGGAUUCUGGAGUUCAAAGCGUCGUACCGUCCGCAGUCCCGUCAUUGUCGGCUUUGCCCUUUUGACUGCCGGUGUUGCUGGCCUGGCAACUGUUCAGCCGUUGCAAUCCACCAAUGCCAUCAUCUUUAGCGGAUUGGCUGGUAUCGGUUUUGCUGGUCCUCUGAUUCUCCUGAUCGCCGCGGUCCAGCUCUCGGUUCCGCACCACCUGAUUGCGACCGCCACCGCCGUCCUCACUUCGAGCCGCGCGGUGGCGGCGUCGGUCUUCACAGCCAUCUUUGGUGCGGCAGUCUCAUCCGAGAUGCCCGUCAAGCUCCCGGCGUACACCGCCGCGGCCGCCAUCAAGGCUGGUCUGGAUCCCCAAUACGUCUCGCAGUUCGUUGGCGACAUGUUGGGCGGUGACACAUCGGCCCUUCAGUCCAUCCCCGGCAUCACCCUGACAAUCAUUGAAGCAGGCAAGGCCGCGGUUCUGCAGGCCAACGCCGACAGCUUCCGCUAUGUCUUCAUCAUUGCCGCUCCAUUUGGAGCCGCUGCCUGUCUGAUCAGUUGGUUUAUCGGCGACCUGUCCGAUGUCAUGAAUUACCACGUCGACGCGCCGGUCGAGGAGCUUCACGCCAGGGAGAAGCACGAACACCACAGCACCAAUGCUUAA
Molecule: messenger RNA, 1788 nt
Organism: Apiotrichum porosum
Lineage: Eukaryota; Fungi; Basidiomycota; Tremellomycetes; Trichosporonales; Trichosporonaceae
Exons: 11
Coding region: 1-1788 (595 amino acids)
Biological process (GO): transmembrane transport
Molecular function (GO): transmembrane transporter activity
Source: RefSeq, a predicted model, not a curated record